CAAUGAGUUUCAAGUAAUCGAAUGUUGCUUCCGGGCCUCCAGAUGUUUAUGCUGCACGUCACUUCUACCUGUAACCCCUACAGAUACCAGAAGGCAGUGGUUGCCAGCUGUAGUACUCCAGUCGAUGACUGGCAGCAGUUUACUACCGGCUUCUUCAACGCCUUCAGAUGAAACAACUGUCCAGUUUCCCACGUUCAGCAUUGUUGAUCCCCCUAAACUUCUUCCGAUUCCGGCGGUUGCAUCACCCUCUUCUACCUGUCAUAGCCCCUUUCGCUGGGCUCUGGCCGUGCCGCUAGAAGCAACCUACACCUACCUACGGGAAGAGGAGCAGUGUGUAUUUCAUUUAUCUGUGGAACCGCGUUGUGGAAUUGCCAAUAGUAUCCCCAUCAGUUGGGUAAUGCCCCAAUCUACCUUGGUAAUUUCGUCGAAACGUAAACCAAAUCCGGUUAGCCUCAUAGCCUACACAACUACGGACAUUUUACACCAGUCUAUCUCCGAAUUUCACAUGCACAUGGAUAUCAAUGUGUUGCAAAAUGGGGUGGUCCAGUGUCGUUUCACUUUAAUGCAACCGGUUUGUGUAUCUUUCUGUGAUUUGUUACAAAGAGCUAGCUCAUUGUCACGCCUGACUGUCGCUCCGAUCUGGUCAUCAAUCGAGCCCGAAACCAUCUAUUCGCGGCACUGUCGCUGGCGUCUCCGGGCAGCUGCAUUUCACCCGACUGGCUUCUUGGAAUCACCCGCUUUGUCUACGCUUAGAACGUUCUUUCAGACAAAACUGCUACAUCUUCCGUUCGAAAUAUUGCUGGACAAGACAGGACAGUGGCAUUGGAUUACAGCUGGACCGUUUGAAGGACUAGCGCUGUGUAUUACGUAUCCGGAGGAAGACAAAAGUGGGUCACUCAUUCUCCAAGCUUUCUCAAGUUCACAGUCACUGUUAGACCUGUUUAGAAGAGCCCUUGAUGAAUUCCCGGCUGAUCAGAUCCGGUUUGAGGCGCUUGAUGGUACAGCUCUGGCUGCUAACCACGACAAUCAACCCAACGGUCCAACUAACUCGGAACUUUCGCUGCUGACCGAUUGUUUGUUGGCGGAAAUCCAGUUCCUAACCAACCAACUAGAGACUGUGAUUCGAGCUAGCAUGCGGGAGCGUGUCCCACCAGUCUCCACUAUACUGGAAGCUGGUGGAAUCGGGGGAUCUUUGGACCUGGCCUAUCGUCUUACUGAGUGGCGCGAUUUGGUGACACAAUCGCACAUGUUGCCGGUAUCUCGACUGGAUCCCAGUCCCCACUACAGUGACCUGUGUCGACGGACAGACCGCACACUGAAGCAGUUGUGUUGCCAGCGUACCCCCUGA
Messenger RNA from Opisthorchis viverrini, 1348 nucleotides. RefSeq lists its product as hypothetical. The record is from RefSeq and is a predicted model, not a curated record. The transcript has 2 exons. The annotation marks the transcript as partial. NCBI's taxonomy places the organism in Eukaryota, Metazoa, Platyhelminthes, Trematoda, Opisthorchiida, Opisthorchiidae.